Molecule: messenger RNA, 4538 nt
Organism: Schistocerca gregaria
Lineage: Eukaryota; Metazoa; Arthropoda; Insecta; Orthoptera; Acrididae
Product: UDP-glucosyltransferase 2-like
Exons: 5
Coding region: 296-1921 (541 amino acids)
Molecular function (GO): UDP-glycosyltransferase activity
Source: RefSeq, a predicted model, not a curated record
GGUUACUUCCCUAGGUAAUGAAUGUGGUUUGCCACCAAACAACGUGCAUGAAGGUACCGGAAUGUGAAAACAAGCGUUUCCGCCAAAAAUAUUUCUUCCUUUUAGCCAACCUAAGUUAUUUACUCGACACCACUUCGCUACUAAACUCACAUACUUCGUGUUGUGUAGCUAUUACGUAGAACGAGUACUAGCAUUUUCGUGCAAUCUAUUUAGCGCAAUGUGACCUAUGCGCAGCGUUAACACACGUGUGACGUCACCGUGCCAGGUGACUGAUGCGUUUCUCCCAUGUUAACAGAUGCCAGACGAAGUUUGCCGGAGACGCACGAUCUACAACGUAGCCCUGAAGAUGAACUGCGUCAUCGUAUUUCUGCUCAUAAUGCUGGUGGCUGGAACGUCGGAUGCAGCAAGAAUCUUAGGCCUGUUCAAUUACCCAGGGAAGAGCCACUUCAUAAUGUUUGAAGCAGUGAUGAAGACGCUCGCAGCACGCGGUCACCAAGUCACUGUAUACAGUCACUUCCCACAACCAGCGCCCGUACCUAAUUAUAAAGAUGUCAGUUUGGUUGGUUCCUUACCUAUCCUGACUGAUGCAAUUCCCCUCGAAGCAUAUGUUAACAGUGACAUCUACUCGUCGCUAGAUCUUUUCAUGAAGCUAUCAUCUGACGAGUGUGACAAAGUACUGCAAUUCCCCGCAAUGCAAGAGCUGAUGAGGUCGAAUGAAACUUUUGAUUUGAUUUUCACUGAGGUAUUCGUUACUGAUUGUAUGCUGCCAUUUGUGCACAAAUUUCAGGCUCCAAAUAUUGCCAUGCGUUCUUCUGCUAUCAUGCCAUGGACGUCUGAUCGUUUUGGCUUACCCGAUAACCCUUCUUACCUACCAAUUGAGUUUGGAUUAAGUAGUGAUCACAUGGGAUUCUUUGAGCGCCUUAGUAAUGCGUGGUAUUUGGUCUACAGUAAUUGGUUCCAUAGUAGAUAUAUUGAAGUAUCUACGGAUGCUGUUGUCAUGAAGCACUUUGGCGAUUCAGUUCCUCCAUUGGCAGAUAUAGCAAAAAAUACUAGCAUGCUCUUUAUGAAUACCAACCCGGCAUUGACUCCUCCAAGACCCCUCGUACCAGCUGUUGUGGAGAUUGGGGGCAUACAUUUGAAGCCCGCAGGUCAACUUCCAAAGGACAUUCAGAAAUUCAUGGACGAGGCUGAACACGGAGUAAUUUACUUCACAUUUGGCUCAACAGUGAAAACACAAGACUUACCAGAACCAAAACGGAAGGCACUAAUGGAAGCCUUCGCAGAGCUCCCCCAGCGUGUCGUGUGGAAAUGGGAGACGGACACGCUACCUGGACAGCCGCCCAAUGUUUUAAUACGCAAGUGGCUGCCACAGUACGAGAUAUUAAGCCAUCCCAAAAUGCGACUCUUCAUUACACAUGGAGGUCUAAUGGGUGCAGUAGAAGCAAUUACCAACGGUGUGCCACUGCUGGGAAUACCUCUGUUUGGGGACCAACCGGUUAAUGUUCAAAUGUUUGUAAGGAGGGGCAUUGGAUUACACCUCGCUUACAAAGAAAUAUCGAAGAAAUCCGUCCUGGAAGCCGUGAGCACCAUACUAAAUGACCCUGGGUACAAGAAGAGAACUGAGAAACUGGGCAUGGCGUUUAAAGACACGCCAAUGACGCCACAGGAGACCGUUGUGUACUGGUCCGAGUAUGUUAUCCGCCACAGAGGGGCGCCACACCUGCGCUCAGCUGCCGUGGACUUGCAGUGGUACCAAUUGCUGCUCCUCGAUGUCAUAGCCACCCUCCUUGUGGCAUUUCUCGCUGUUGCCGCUGCUUUUGUGUUCUUACUACGAAUGAUCUUACGACAGCUUGGCUUCCUCAAGGUGUCGUCUGACUCCACGUCAUUAGGCAAUAAGAGCAAGAAGACUAAGCAGCAGUAACGAGUUGAACACUAUUAAUGUCACAGUAUUUAUGCUGAAUGAAGUUUUCUCGUUAACUAGUCCCGACAUUUCUGAUGCUCUUGGGUGAAACUCGUAAGGGUCUUCAGGCAUAUUUUAUUUGGUGUUUUGGUCGUACGUUAUGAAUUUGGUUGUUGCAAUGUUUGUAUGGAGUCAGCCCAAACAUAUACUGCUCAUCAUGUGAAUCAAUGAAUGCCCUGUGUCGAUUGACGACUUUGGUUUGUUACUUGUAACGAUCCACGAAGACCUGAAAUCCGUUAUACAAAAGUAAUCAGAAAACAUCCCUGAACAACCUCCAUAAUAGGUAUUUGAACAUUUCCUCUUACACCUGAGCAGAGUUUAACGUUUCUCCAAUUUUUGGACUGUUAGUGUAUAUUCUGUAAUAACCACGCUGUUGCCGUUGUUCCUCCACAUCUCAUCCUGAGGAACCUAUACUGGAGUUUUUCGUAGAGUUCUGAAACAUUCUGCAAUGUUCAUACUAGUCAGCUAUUGAAGCAUUAGGGAUGCAAACAGUGGGAGAUGUAUAAAGGUGUGGUUCUACAUCCGAAAUUAAAUACUUUAAAGAAGGCUAACAAGUUGACGAUAAAAUCCGCCUUUAAAAACGAAGACGUCGAUAUUUAUUCAGUUCCUGAAUUUUUUUAUCAGCAUUUCUCUGUGUAAGUGCUCUUGAAAUACACAGCGUGACAAAAAAGGUCAUGUGGUGAAGGAAUAAACGAACUGAACUUCACUGGUUGAGAAGGUGUGUGAUGUUAUUUUAGUUCUCUCCAAAGUAAGUCAAAUUUUCACACUUGGGACUAUGAUCUCACUUAUCUGUAAGACGAUGCACCCCAUCUGGCUUGGAUAAAUGCGCUGAUUCAAUUGUGAAAGGUGCCAAUGGGCGCUGUAUCCUGUAUGGGGAAAGCUGGCCCACAACUGUUUUAGCUGGCCCCAGAUACCCUGGGGGCACAAUUGACGUCCGAGCUGGAACCACACAUGUUAUAUCGGGGACAGACUGGGUGUCCUGUUGGGCAUGAGAGUACCUCAACAUCACACAGGCAGUUCAUGUACGCAUUUGCUGUGCCGACCAGCAUUGUCCUGCAGAAAAAUGGCACCACGACACUGUUGCUUGAGAGGUCACACUUAUCGACGCAUAGUGUCUGUGAAUACAACUGUCCCGUCCGAGUUCCCUCUGUCACUACCACGAAGCUAUAGCCAAUGGCGCUCCACAGAACCGCGCCAGGUGUGGCACCGCUGUGCCUUUUCAGAACGUUGGAAGAACGGGACCUAUCCACAGGUCGCCGCCAUGCACGCUCACGAUGGUCAUAUGGGUUACUACAUAACUGCAAUUCAACAAUGAACACAAUGCGACGCCAUUCAUCAGCAGUCUAUGUUUUCUGAUCAUGGUAGCACUGGCAACGCAGCCGUUUGUAUUGUGGUGUUAGCGUCAGCCGACCGAGCGAGGUGGCGCCACUACUGGACUCGCAUUCGGGAGGACGACGGUUCAAUCCCGCCUCCGGCCAUCCUGAUUUAGGUUUUCAGUGAUUUCCCUAAAUCACUCCAGGCAAAUGCCGGGAUGGUUCCUCUGAAAGGGCACGACCGACGUCCUUCCCCAUCCUUUCCUAAUCCGAUGACACCGAUGACUUCGCUGUCUGGUCUCCUUCGCCAAAGAACCCAACCCAACCCUUAGCGUCAGCCUAUGCCUAAGAUGGUAAUUUCCUACUCCGACUGUCGCUAGUCUCUGACCAGUGGUGCAGAAUUACGUAGAAUGUUGCAAGGAGCUCAUCACGUGGUCCGAAUGCCAGGCGCAGCUAUGAUGUGCUUCGUGCACAAUACAGUGAUCCUGCCUUGUAUUGAUCAGGCAUCGUUUACCUGAACUUUAACGACGAUUACAUCUGUCUAACAUCAGGCCACUGUAACAUCAUAAUGCCCCACAACUGUCAAUAUUGCACGAUUCGAUUUUGGUGAAAACGGAGACACACAAUGAUAUACGUUUCAGAGUCUGUUAGAUGCUGAUAACGUUGUAUCACACGAAUACCCGGUAUCUCCGAGUCCUUCCCAUUAUCAUUUAUCAUCUGAUACUGUUCAGUCUCCUUAUGUCCUCUACUAGGGCUGGUAGCAACAUUAAACAUGAACUACACUAAUGUACUCUCGUAGCCAUUCUGCCUGUCAUAUACCCAACGAUGCUGUGUAUGUGUAAAAAGUGUACGACAUCCGACUUGCUGCAGCUUUUUUGUCAGGCUGUGUAAUGUCACUUAGUUGUAAUGUAAUUGCCCGCAUCUCGUGGUCGUGCGGUAGCGUUCUCGCUUCCCACGCCCGGGGAUCCCGGGUUCUAUUCCCGGCGGGGUUAGGGAUUUUCUCUGCCUCGUGAUGGCUGGGUGUUGUGUGAUGUCCUUAGGUUGGUUAGGUUUAAGUAGUUCUAAGUUCUAGGGGACUGAUGACCAUAGAUGUUAAGUCCUAUAGUGCUCAGAGCCAUUUGAACCAUUUUUUUGUAAUGUAAUUUUUAAGUGGUGUGGAAUACAUAAAUAAAUAACAGCAGUUGUAGAUAAUUUUGUUAUGAGACUUCUGUCUGUGGCAAUUUAGUGAAAACCUGCUUGCUUUUGUUCAUUUACUUUGAAACUAA